This is a messenger RNA of Wallemia mellicola CBS 633.66, 405 nucleotides long. RefSeq lists its product as hypothetical. The transcript has a single exon. Gene Ontology annotation, biological process: translation. The coding region runs from base 36 to 392 and encodes 118 amino acids. Gene Ontology annotation, molecular function: structural constituent of ribosome. NCBI's taxonomy places the organism in Eukaryota, Fungi, Basidiomycota, Wallemiomycetes, Wallemiales, Wallemiaceae. The record is from RefSeq and is a predicted model, not a curated record. Gene Ontology annotation, cellular component: mitochondrion; large ribosomal subunit.
AGACUACCAAGUCAUCUAUAGAAAUUAUUAGUAAAAUGUCAAUAAAUUGGCUACAAAGGGCGUUACCUUAUUUACCUAAAAACGUUUUAAACGCAUCAACAAAUCCAGCAUCUGGAAAGGGUUUCUAUCGUGUAGUUUUGACUAGAUCUGCUAUUGGUUUACCAAAGGAAUCACAGCGUACAUUAGAAGCACUUGGUUUAAAUAAGAGAAUGUCGGUCGUCUUACAUCCACAUUCAGCUGAUACCGCAGGUCAACUUCUUAGAGUAAAGGAACUGGUAAAAGUUGAUAAUAUCUAUGGAAAUGAUCUAGUACAGGGUAGAGUUAGAUCCAUUAGUGGCCCUUCAUCUGGUUUCGAAAACAUCGGUAAUUCACAAGAUAGAAGGCGGUGGUAGAUUCUUUCAAUCA